AUGAAGCGCGCCACCACGCUCCCUGUACACCCGCCCUCCCUCUGCGCCGCUCCUCGUGCGCACCUCUUCACAGGCCCACGGCCCAUCUCGGUCUCGAGCUCCAGCUCCAGCUCCAGCUCACAUGUCCAUCCGUGUUCAUGUGCACGCACGGGCCUGACCCGCAGCCAUGCCCGACAGCUGAGCCACUCCGCACGACUGAGGAAGGACGAGCCGUCGUCGUCGGGGGGCGCCUCGCCGUUCAGCUUCCGCGGCAUGCCCGCGCCGCCGCGGCUGCCCAAGGAGGAGCAGGAGAUCUUCGAGGCGCUGCAGCGGCAGUCGACCGGGGCGUUCUCGACGCCGCGCACAGAGCGGACUCCACCGCGGAUCAACCAGUCGCCCGACUCGUCGGCGUCGGAGAGAGACGAUGCGCAAGCCAUGAUUAGCCAGCGCGUGUACAGGAUAGCCUCCAGCGUCGUUGACGACGGAGGUGUCGAGGGCCACACGGCACCACAGGACUCGUAUGACCACGUGAUCGACGCGAGUGGUGCGGGAGAGGAAUUACACCCGAACUUGGUGCGAGGGGCGCAGCCUGAGUUCGAGGGGGAGAGGAACCCGAAGACGGGCGAGAUUGGGGGUCCCAAGAACGAGCCGCUAAGAUGGGGGCCUAGUGGAGAGUGGACAUACAAUGGGAGGGCGACGGAUUUUUAA
Messenger RNA from Fonsecaea erecta, 687 nucleotides. RefSeq lists its product as hypothetical. NCBI's taxonomy places the organism in Eukaryota, Fungi, Ascomycota, Eurotiomycetes, Chaetothyriales, Herpotrichiellaceae. The coding region runs from base 1 to 687 and encodes 228 amino acids. Gene Ontology annotation, biological process: mitochondrial respiratory chain complex II assembly. The record is from RefSeq and is a predicted model, not a curated record. The transcript has a single exon. Gene Ontology annotation, cellular component: mitochondrion.